AUGACCGACGCAGCAGUCUCCUUCGCCAAGGACUUCUUGGCCGGUGGUGUGGCCGCUGCUAUCUCCAAAACCGCUGUAGCACCAAUUGAACGAGUCAAGCUUUUGCUGCAAGUCCAACAUGCAAGCAAACAAAUCACAGCUGACAAGCAAUACAAAGGAAUCAUGGACUGUGUUGUCCGUAUCCCCAAAGAACAAGGUUUCUUGUCCUUCUGGCGUGGUAACCUUGCCAAUGUGAUCAGGUAUUUCCCAACCCAGGCCCUCAACUUUGCCUUCAAAGACAAGUACAAGAAGAUCUUCCUUGAUGGUGUUGACAAGAGGACCCAGUUUUGGCGUUACUUUGCUGGAAACUUGGCAUCCGGAGGAGCUGCUGGAGCCACCUCCUUGUGCUUCGUCUACCCACUUGACUUUGCUCGAACCCGUCUAGCCGCUGAUGUUGGCAAAGCUGGCGCUGACAGAGAAUUCAAUGGUCUUGGUGAUUGCCUUGUUAAGAUUUUCAGAUCCGAUGGGCUUAGAGGCCUCUACCAAGGUUUCAAUGUGUCUGUCCAGGGAAUCAUUAUUUACAGAGCUGCUUAUUUUGGAAUCUAUGACACAGCUAAAGGCAUGCUUCCAGAUCCCAAGAACACACACAUAUUCGUCAGCUGGAUGAUCGCUCAGACAGUAACAGCAGUGGCCGGCUUUGCCUCUUACCCAUUCGACACAGUGCGUCGUCGUAUGAUGAUGCAGUCUGGAAGAAAAGGAGCUGAGAUCAUGUACAGUGGCACAAUGGACUGCUGGAGGAAGAUUGCAAGAGAUGAAGGUAGCAGGGCUUUCUUCAAGGGUGCCUGGUCCAACGUGCUCAGAGGAAUGGGUGGUGCUUUUGUCUUGGUCUUGUACGAUGAGCUCAAGAAAUACAUCUAA
This is a messenger RNA of Staurois parvus, 897 nucleotides long. NCBI's taxonomy places the organism in Eukaryota, Metazoa, Chordata, Amphibia, Anura, Ranidae. The record is from the annotation of a GenBank genome assembly.